Messenger RNA from Diabrotica balteata, 270 nucleotides. The record is from the annotation of a GenBank genome assembly. Lineage: Eukaryota; Metazoa; Arthropoda; Insecta; Coleoptera; Chrysomelidae.
AUGUCAGGAUUUUCACUAGAAUUUAAUACCUUGGAUGUUUUAAAGAGUGUCAAUAAUGAAAAAGAGUCAAUAAAAGUUGCUCAUUCUGAUGUAUGGAAAGAUUCAACGACGCCAGAAAAUUUAGAAGAAAAAAUCAAACCUGUGGACGCGACGUUUAGCUUUUACUACAGAUGGUAUGUGUCUGGGGAAUCAUCAUUAGAAGAAACAAAAGAACAAAUUAAUAUCGAUGAAUUAAAAAAAAAUUGUUUUAUCAAGAAUUAUUUUUUAUGA